Ixodes scapularis (black-legged tick) is the source of this 3470-nucleotide messenger RNA. RefSeq names its product DNA-binding protein RFX6. Lineage: Eukaryota; Metazoa; Arthropoda; Arachnida; Ixodida; Ixodidae. Gene Ontology annotation, molecular function: DNA-binding transcription factor activity, RNA polymerase II-specific; RNA polymerase II cis-regulatory region sequence-specific DNA binding. The transcript has 16 exons. The record is from RefSeq and is a predicted model, not a curated record. Gene Ontology annotation, biological process: regulation of transcription by RNA polymerase II. Bases 1 to 1518 code for a protein of 505 amino acids.
AUGAGUCUGAAGAGUGGUUCGCGUGACAGGAAGACUAAAUCGUCCAAAUGCAAGAAUGACGUCGAAAGUCUUCAGAGCAAGGACACAUUAGAAUGCUCGCGCUUCGUAGGAGGCUGGCAUUACUGCCUGGUCAGGGGAAGCACCAAAAACGCGCUGGUUCUUUUGCGCAGGAUGUCGAGCAACUACGAGCAGGCUCCCGGGGUUUGUUUACCGAGAUGCACCCUGUACCAGCACUACUUGGACAACUGCCGCCGCAACCACUGGAACCCAGUGGGAGCUGCUGCAUUUGGAAAGUUGAUUCGACUGAGGUUUCCCAAAGUCACGACACGAAGACUGGGGACUAGGGGUCAGUCAAGGUACCACUACUACGGCAUCGGCGUAAAAACGACGUCCAUCUACUACGGCCAGGCCUACUGUGGGAAAAACAUUACGAGGCAAGAUUCCCGAUUCUCGGGUCAGAAAAUCAAGCGAACCGAGCAUAACGUCGAAAGGAAAUCCUGGAUGCAGCGCGGCAAACGUCACGGGUGGAACUUCUGGCCCGAACCCCAAGACCUCCGAAUCCCGGAAUAUAUCGACAAAGAUAAGCUGGACAGCUUUCUGGCCAUGUACCGGGCCCACUGCUGCAGUCUCCUGGACGCCGUGGUCGCCGCCAACUUCGAAGCCGUCAGAGACCUCGUGCUCCACUUCUGGACUAGCAUCUCGGAGUCCACGCUCGCCAUCGUGUCCCUGGACGUGGUUCUCGACGUUGUGACAGUUUGGGACAGCUACCUCUACGGGGUUAUGGAAGAAAUCCUGAUGCCCAAGGAAAUUCAAGAUAUUCCCGAAAGCUACGAAAGAGAAAUCAACUUCCUCGUCGAAGGAUUACCCGACUGGAUCUGCCGCAUUACGCUCCCCGGACCAGUUCGACACCGUAGAAUUCAAGUUCUGCAAGAAUGGACGAAGGUGCUGAAGCGUCAGCUCUCGUUCACAAAACUAGCUCAGUCCUGCCGGAGCGUGCUAUCCAACGCCGACCACACGCACUGCAUCUUGGACGACCUGAACGGGCUGGAUUUGGACGACGUCGCGACGGAAGCCUUUUGUUGCCUGGACGACUCAAGAACCACCUUUGACAUUGGCGUGGCUGAGCUCAUCUCACUGCUGAAAAAACACGCUUCAGUCGAGGACCUGACGGAGUGGCUGGACAUGGCGAUGGACAACGCUGCGUUGGAUGUCUGCAUCACGAGUGAGAGUAAACAGAGUCGCAGCCACGUCUACAAGGACUUCAUGCUUUCCUGGAUGCUCUUCUUUUCGGCAAUCAUGAGACACCUCACCCUUUCAGGAUCUCCAAGUUUCGGUCACAUCCACCUGGUGCGUGUCAUGGCUGAAGAGUACAUGCUGCUCGCCUUCGAGACAUCGGUGGCAAGGGAUGCCCGUCUGCGUCGCCAGGAGGCGGUGCUCUCGCUGGCCUUGCGACCUGAGGAACUACGGAUCAAGAUGGCGUCCGCCUGGGCGGCUCUGAGUUGCAGCAACCGGGAAUAGGACAAAAGAGAAACCUCAAGCAAGCAAUAACGGUUCUCAAAUGACGAGAAACUUCUGAGAGAUUUGUCACCGUAGUUCUAAUUUCCUGCAUUUACAACGUCAAGGCGUGUUGGCCUUGUUCGCGCAAUCAAUCCAUGUAGACAUUUUGGCAAUGAACACAACGUAUAUUUAGGCAGAUUAUAACAACGGUGUUUUGCACUGAACUUCAACUACAGUUGAUGGGCAUUUGAGGUGCUGUCUGGCAGAGGUACAUAUCAUAUGUCUGCUUUGUGCCAUGAAAAUUGAGCGGCUCAGUGUCAUCUUCAACAACUUGACCAAAUCUUUAAAAACUUGUCGAACUUUUUUAAUUUUUAUCCAACUGAAAUUUAUAAUUUAGUGCCGUGACAGGAAGAUAAUUUGUAAAAAUAACGAUGCCCGCCAAGAUGUGUCAAUUCGCGUACACAGCAAAUAAUUGUAAAUACGUACGCCAGAUGGCGACGCCUGCGUGAAUGUGCGCUACCCCGCGAACUUCAAACGACACGCCUGCUUUUUUUUAGGGAGCCAUCUUAGCGCAAGAAUACGCUGCCGAAGACGAAGCGCGCGUUAGCGUGUUGCACUUCUAUAAAAGAGUUGUACAAAAUUUCGGAUAAUUUUUCAUGUUUUUCUUUUAGAGUGCGGCGCAGACGGUCACUUGCGCGCGUGAGUCACGCUUGGGUGCAUUGCAGACAAACGCUCAGAUACGUUUUACUUUUUUACCACUAAGGUUUGUUAUUUUUUCAGAUAACAAUAUGCACUAUUUAUGAGAUUAUAAAUGAGGCUGUAAAUGAGGUUAUAAAGGACUAUACUGUGGUUGAUAACAAUAAAAAAAAGAAAAAAGAGAAGAAGACGGAUGUUUUGUUCCGUUCGUUUGCCCCUGUGACCUCUCAGUCUCGAGUUUUAUAUUCAAGGCAUGCUAUUAUUUCAGAACAUUUAGUUACAAACCGCUGCUACAAACAAUGUAAAAUAAUUAAAGAAAGAACUGCAGCACGAUGUCUCAGCAUGGAAUACGGUGGCGUAACCUCUGACGUCAUGAUGACACGUAGCGAAUCUUGCUUGGAGUUUCGGCUACCUCGUGACUUCACAGUGGACAUCACUGAAGUCCCACAGGAGGGGGUUCACUUCACGUUGUAACACUUCGUCAGAGUACAUGCUGGCAGUGAUUUAUACGAAACCAGAGGUUUUCGUACAAAGUACGAAAACCUCUGGUUUGCAUCCCCUGCGGAGGCCAACCCAGGAAUGCAUGACCCGUGUGCAUACCCUCCUCGGCCACAGAGACUACUCGCAACCACACUGCAGGCAACCAUAACGCAACGGUAUCGCGUGCCAUGACAUCACGAUGUCGGUGUCACGUGACGGCGCAUUUUCACGUGACACGUCAGUGUCGGGUGACUCACCGUGCCACGUGUGACGUUACACCGUCACGUGAAGUCCCUUGGCACCAUGACGCUUUUAGCGGAGACAUAUUUCACAGCUACACGAAACAAGCAGUCUGGGGCUUGGCACUGCGCAAGCGCAGAAGUUCUACACAUGCGCAGUGCGACGCUCCCGAGCUGUCCAGGGAGCCCGAAAGUUCCACCGUGUCUUCGUAUGAUACACCGUGUCUUUUGUAUGGUGUAUGUGCAGUAUACCGUCUGUUAUAUCCAAAUUGUCCAGCAUUGUUGGCUUGAUAUAUCGUAAUAAACACAUAUUUCCACUUAAGGUGAAGUUGUUAAUAUAUAAUUCAUUAAUUUAUUUCCAUAUAAACUAUGGUCAUCUAGUAUGGGGCACAACUACUUUUUACUAACUGUAAAAAAUAUUCAUUUUGCAAAAAAAGAUAUCAAGAAUUAUUAGCAAAGUCCCACUCGAAUAUCCAAUGGAUUCACUUUUUACUCAACUGGGUGUAAUUAAAAUUUGUGAUUUGUAUAGAUAUCGCCUUUGCGCAAAAUAUACGUAAA